GUGCCUGAAUUGUCAUUUUAACUCCACAGCAUGCUCAGGCUUCAGAAGCGACUGGCCUCCAGCGUUCUGCGCUGCGGCAAGAAGAAGGUAUGGCUCGAUCCCAACGAGACCAACGAAAUCGCCAACGCUAACUCCCGUCAGCAGAUCCGCAAGCUGGUCAAAGAUGGUUUAAUCAUCCGCAAACCAGUAACUGUUCACUCCAGGGCUCGCUGCAGGAAAAAUACUCUGGCAAGACGUAAAGGGCGUCAUAUGGGCAUUGGUAAGAGAAAGGGUACAGCAAAUGCCCGUAUGCCAGAGAAGGUUUCAUGGAUGAGGCGUAUGCGGAUCCUCCGUCGAUUGCUGCGUAGAUACCGAGAGUCUAAGAAGAUUGACCGCCACAUGUAUCACAACUUGUACUUGAAGGUCAAGGGUAAUGUGUUUAAAAACAAGCGCAUCUUGAUGGAACAUAUCCAUAAGCUGAAAGCAGACAAGGCUCGCAAGAAGUUCCUGGCUGACCAGGCAGAAGCCCGCAGAUCUAAGACCAAGGAGGCUCGCAAGAGACGUGAAGAACGCCUGCAGGCUAAGAAAGAGGAGAUCAUAAAAACUUUGUCCAAGGAAGAUGAAACAAAGAAGUGAUCAUGCUGUUUCUGUUUCAUAGAAAAUAAAAUGUACA
Messenger RNA from Polypterus senegalus (gray bichir), 652 nucleotides. RefSeq names its product ribosomal protein L19 (gene rpl19). Gene Ontology annotation, biological process: translation. The coding region runs from base 31 to 615 and encodes 194 amino acids. Gene Ontology annotation, cellular component: ribosome; cytosolic large ribosomal subunit. The record is from RefSeq and is a predicted model, not a curated record. The transcript is spliced from 5 exons. Gene Ontology annotation, molecular function: RNA binding; structural constituent of ribosome. NCBI's taxonomy places the organism in Eukaryota, Metazoa, Chordata, Cladistia, Polypteriformes, Polypteridae.